Messenger RNA from Otolemur garnettii (small-eared galago), 2449 nucleotides. It is a transcript of the gene SV2B, whose product is annotated as synaptic vesicle glycoprotein 2B. NCBI's taxonomy places the organism in Eukaryota, Metazoa, Chordata, Mammalia, Primates, Galagidae. The coding region runs from base 308 to 2449 and encodes 713 amino acids. The transcript is spliced from 12 exons. Gene Ontology annotation, cellular component: membrane. Gene Ontology annotation, biological process: transmembrane transport; chemical synaptic transmission. The record is from RefSeq and is a predicted model, not a curated record. Gene Ontology annotation, molecular function: transmembrane transporter activity.
GCAUGACCUUCAGUGGUGGUACAAAUCAGGGCUGCAAGCAAGCUGCCAAGCCCUGCUCAUUCCUUGUUAAGAAAAACAGCUGGAUCCAUUUCUAAUCAACACUUCCCAGCAUGACACCCCUGUGUCUCUGAAGGAGACCAGACCAGAGUUUGAAGCUUUCCCAAGACUUCCAGUAGACUUUGCAUGCAAAAGGAUACUUAGGUUGCCUUUGCACAAAUCUGGUUGACUUGACAGACGAAGGAGAAGAAAACAGGUGUGACUUUCACCUAAGAAGUCACACGAACAUACUCUGUGGUUAAACCACAUAAUGGAUGAUGGUUACCGAAAUAGCCCAAACCUCUACUGGGGAGCAAGGGAUAUAGCUGGAGAGGCAGCCAGGCAGUCCCGGACCCGAGGAAUGGAUGACUACAAGUACCAGGACAAUUACGAGGGCUAUGCCCCCAGCGAUGGCUAUUAUCGCGGCAAUGAGUCCUACCCAGAAGAAGAUGCACAGAGCGAUGUCACAGAAGGCCAUGAUGAGGAAGAUGAAAUCUAUGAGGGCGAAUACCAGGGCAUCCCUCACCCUGAUGAGGUCAGGGCCAAGCCGACCAAGAUGGCGCCCUCCCGGGCAGAUGGCCUUCGAGGCCAGGCAGACCUCAUGGCUGAGAGGAUGGAGGACGAGGAGCAGUUGGCCCACCAGUAUGAGACCAUCAUGGAGGAGUGUGGUCACGGCCGCUUUCAGUGGACCCUGUUUUUCGUCUUGGGUUUGGCCCUGAUGGCUGAUGGGGUGGAGGUGUUCGUGGUGAGUUUUGCCCUGCCCAGUGCAGAGAAGGACAUGUGUCUGUCUAGUGCCAAGAAAGGAAUGCUGGGGCUGAUAGUCUACUUGGGAAUGAUGGCAGGAGCCUUCAUCUUGGGUGGCCUGGCGGAUAAACUGGGGAGGAAGAGAGUUCUCAGCAUGUCGCUGGCCAUCAAUGCCUCCUUUGCCUCCCUGUCCUCCUUUGUUCAGGGAUACGGGGCCUUCCUCUUCUGCCGGCUCAUCUCUGGCAUAGGUAUUGGGGGUGCCCUGCCGAUUGUUUUUGCCUAUUUCUCUGAAUUCUUGUCUCGGGAGAAGCGAGGAGAGCACCUCAGCUGGCUGGGCAUCUUCUGGAUGACGGGAGGCAUCUACGCGUCCGCCAUGGCCUGGAGCAUCAUCCCACACUACGGCUGGGGCUUCAGCAUGGGGACCCAUUAUCAUUACCACAGCUGGAGAGUGUUUGUCAUUGUCUGCGCUCUGCCCUGCACUGUGUCCCUGGUGGCCCUGAAGUUCAUGCCAGAGAGCCCAAGAUUUCUGCUUGAGAUGGGCAAACACGACGAGGCCUGGAUGAUUCUCAAGAAAGUCCAUGACACCAACAUGAGGGCCAAGGGGACCCCGGAGAAGGUGUUCACGGUUUCCAACAUCAAAACUCCCAAGCAAAUGGAUGAAUUCAUUGAGAUCCAAAGUGCAACAGGAACUUGGUAUCAGCGCUGGCUGGUCAGAUUCAACACCAUUUUCAAGCAGGUCUGGGACAACGCUCUGUACUGUGUGAUGGGGCCCUACAGAAUGAACACACUGAUUCUGGCCGUGGUCUGGUUUACCAUGGCUUUAAGUUACUAUGGACUGACGGUCUGGUUCCCUGAUAUGAUCCGCUAUUUCCAAGAUGAAGAAUACAAGUCUAAGAUGAAGGUAUUUUUCGACGAGCACGUGUAUGGUGCCACAAUUAACUUCACCAUGGAAAACCAGAUUCACCAGCGUGGGAAACUUGUGAAUGAUAAGUUCACAAAGAUGUACUUUAAACAUGUGCUUUUUGAGGACACCUUCUUUGACGAGUGCUAUUUUGAAGAUGUUACAUCUACUGAUACCUAUUUCAAAAACUGCACCAUCGAAUCGACCAUCUUUUAUAACACAGACCUCUAUGAGCAUAAGUUCAUCAACUGUCGGUUUAUCAACUCCACCUUUCUGGAGCAGAAGGAGGGCUGCCACCUGGACGUGGAGCAGGACAAUGACUUCCUGAUUUACCUCGUCAGCUUCCUGGGCAGCCUGUCUGUCUUGCCUGGGAACAUCAUUUCUGCCCUUCUCAUGGACAGAAUCGGAAGGCUCAAAAUGAUCGGUGGCUCCAUGCUGAUCUCAGCAGUCUGCUGCUUCUUCCUGUUUUUUGGCAACAGUGAGUCUGCCAUGAUCGGCUGGCAGUGCCUGUUCUGUGGGACCAGCAUUGCGGCCUGGAACGCUCUGGAUGUGAUCACAGUGGAGCUGUAUCCCACCAACCAGAGGGCAACAGCCUUUGGCAUCCUCAAUGGAUUAUGCAAAUUUGGCGCCAUCCUGGGAAACACCAUCUUUGCUUCUUUUGUUGGGAUAACCAAAGUGGUCCCCAUCCUUCUGGCUGCUGCUUCUCUGGUGGGGGGUGGUCUGAUUGCUCUUCGACUGCCAGAGACUCGAGAACAAGUCCUGAUGUGA